CGACGAAUCCGAGGUUCGACGCAAACUUGGCUUUGUGAGCUUCCCCAUCCACCAAACUCCCCGUUUUCCCCUUUUCCUCCUCGACCCUUACUUAACCUGCACUACUGUCGCCAAUCUCCAUUUUGCCAUGAGGCAAGGCAAAGCUGUGAGCACGACGUCGAGCAGGGACGACAUGAGGUAAGCCCUAUGGGGCCACGCAGAUCCAGUGGCCCAGCAUCCGAAUCUGUGUCCUGGAGGGCAGGCGGCUGGGCCGCCUCUCUCCUGAGCAGCCCUAUGUGGUCGUGUAGAUCCAGCGAUCCAGGCGCCGAUGGACUGCCGGAUUUGUAUCCUAGAGGGCAAAUCUAGGUUUCGCACCAAGUUUCUCAGAUCUCACAGCCUUCAGAAAUCAAUAGAUAGAACGCUAGAUUCAGCGGUGAUGUCCGGAAGACGGAUGGGCAACCUGAUCUACGAGGUGACGCGCGGCGUCCUCAAGAUCUUCCUCAAGAACGCCAUCCUUGACGCCGUGACCUACACCGCCAUGGACGUCGUCUAUGCGCUGAAGAGGCAGGGAAGGACUCUAUGGCUUCGGUGCUUAAUCAGACAUAAGAUAGGAAAGAGGAGGACAACGGCAGCUAUGGCAGCCAAAGUUUCUGCUCAUUGAAGUUAAUGCUCAGUGAAUGAGUCGUUCUUAGCCGAUAGAUUGCAGAUGAACACUACGUCUAUGCUCUGUUGAUGAUUGCAAUGAAGAAGAUUGUGCUUUCUGAAUUGAAUGAACACUAUAGAACAUCAGAAAUCUUUUUUUAAA
This is a messenger RNA of Zingiber officinale, 784 nucleotides long. RefSeq lists its product as uncharacterized. Lineage: Eukaryota; Viridiplantae; Streptophyta; Magnoliopsida; Zingiberales; Zingiberaceae. The transcript has 2 exons. Gene Ontology annotation, molecular function: DNA binding; structural constituent of chromatin; protein heterodimerization activity. The coding region runs from base 308 to 640 and encodes 110 amino acids. Gene Ontology annotation, biological process: nucleosome assembly. The record is from RefSeq and is a predicted model, not a curated record.